Aspergillus steynii IBT 23096 is the source of this 633-nucleotide messenger RNA. RefSeq names its product putative quinol monooxygenase. The coding region runs from base 97 to 420 and encodes 107 amino acids. The transcript has 3 exons. NCBI's taxonomy places the organism in Eukaryota, Fungi, Ascomycota, Eurotiomycetes, Eurotiales, Aspergillaceae. The record is from RefSeq and is a predicted model, not a curated record.
GCCAGACAGCUCUUUCUUGCUUUCCCUUGAGCCCGUCGGCCAGAGUCCUCCACCCCUCCACCCUAAGAAACUCAAGUCGAGGACCGAUCCGUCAAGAUGUCCGACGAGGUUAACGUGGUGGCAAUCAUGUAUCCCAAGGCGGGUAAACAUGACGAACUGGCGUCGCAUCUCGCCGAACUCUCGCGUCAGGUGCAGGCCAACGAGCCAGACACGCUGAUUUACUACGCCUUUUCGAUCAACAACGGCAGCGAGAUUAUGGUUGUGGAGAGAUAUCGAGACCACGAAGCCCUCCAGAUUCAUCUGCUGGGCCCCUACUUCCAGCAAUUCGGCGAGCGGGCGUCGGGGCUGAUGGAGCGGCCGUACGACGUGAAAGUCGGGAAUGGGAUUCUGGACCGGUCGACGAGCGUCCUGAGGAUUUAAGAGGGUUAUUACAAAGGCCAGGGAACGGACGAGGGAUAGAUAGAACAUGGUAAUGUGAACCUGCACGAUAUUCCACUCGGCUAUACUAUACUAUGCGAUGCUAUACUGCCUACAGAUGCACCACGUCAUAGCAGGCAGGUAGGGUUCGGUGGCGGUCAAGCAGUGGAACCAUCGGAUCGUUAGCUCAGGAUAAUAGGACGUGAUACUAAGUGC